AUGUUGAAAGCAACAGACUUUGAUCUGAAAACAAUUCACAAGGAACCUCUGUUGUUUGCUUCAGUUUCAUAUUGUGACACAUUAACUGAUAAAGAUAUAAAUCAGAUGUUAGAGGAUCUAAAAGGAAUUUCAAAUGUUGAAAGUGUUAAGGAAUAUAUAAAUAAAUAUAAAACAUAUCAAAGUCUUGAUUUAGAUUUGAAAAAUUAUGAUGAUAAAAAUACAAGAAAAUCACUAAUACCAGAUGUAAAAUUGUCAUAUAAGAAGAGAACGAUUGAAAUACUUGUAGUGGAGAAUGCCAAGUUUAAUUCUAUUAAUGGAAAAAGAAAAAAAACAACUGAUACUAAGAAAAUUUCUAUAUUAAUGCAUGACCAAAUCUCAAGGCUAUAUGAUUAUUUAGAUGAACAUGAUAAGGGUGAACAGGUGAAAGAGUUAGAAGUCUAUGGAGUUAUAACUUCAAGGCUUGAAACAGAAAUAUAUGUCAUGACAAUUCCAGCACCAGAAUUAUACCUGUUUUAUAAGAUUAUGAGUUUUAGGCUGCCAUCAGAUGUUGCUGAUUUUGACCAACUGAAAGAUGCUUUUAAAUACAUGAUUAAAUUUCUAACAAUUGUAGAUGAGAAUCAUAGAAGGUUGAAAAAUAUUAUUGAAGGAAGACCUGUGACUCCAACCAAUUCUAUUCAAUGGACAAUAAAAAUCAAGAAAUCUCCUAUAACUUUAAAAAAAGAAGAAAAAGAACUAAAAAAUAAAGCUACUAGAAUUGAAAAUUCGAGAGAAAAAAAUCCAUUCACUUAG
Entrophospora sp. SA101 is the source of this 789-nucleotide messenger RNA. The record is from the annotation of a GenBank genome assembly. NCBI's taxonomy places the organism in Eukaryota, Fungi, Glomeromycota, Glomeromycetes, Entrophosporales, Entrophosporaceae.